CCGCUUUAGAAAUUUCACACACAGAUCUCGAGGAUCGGAAAAGAACGGAUCUCAUCCCGGAGUUGAGAAAGUUCAUACAAGGGAAUAUACAUUGUUUCGAUAUUUUGAUUGAAGUGUGAUUCAGAUUCGUGGUAGAAAUACUUCUGAUGUGUAUUAGAUUUACAUAUUUAUAUUGUGUUUGGUGUCAGGACGUUGUUAUGGCCUAUUGAAUCAGUGAUCUCUGUGAACUCAGCGGGGAAAUAAUGGCAGUCGCCACGGCGGAAUCACAAUCCGUGGAACGGGGGUACCAACGACUCUCCUCCCUUUUCCGCCCCACCCUGACAGAAGGUAACUCCUGUCACAGGUGUAAAGCACAGGUAUACCACGCAGAAAAGAUCGGCCCGGUCCACGAAGUAGUGUUCCACAGGAACUGUUUCAAGUGUGUAGUCUGUGGUCAGUUUCUGACCAUCAAGAACUAUUUCUCCAAUCAGACCGAUGCCUCGGAUCGCGAGGUAUACUGUGGGACGCACGUUCCUCGAAUCGGGGGGACACACAUUGACGAACGAGCCAUGGGAAUCAAAAACGCCAUCAACAGUCAAAAUGUCUACAAGAAGAUGAGUAAAAAGAUGAACUCGGAGGUUCGUCUGGCCGGAACCCUGAGGAAACCUAACUAUAAUUACGAGGCGGUGGCAAUCAAACGUGCCACCACCGUCCCCAAAACCCAGGAUUACGUGGCGGAGCGUGCAACAGCUGAAUCUCUUCACAAGGGGGUGGAUAUUGACGCCAAUGCUCUGUACAUAAAGGGCCCCAUAGAGGCGCAACUUCUCCGACAGGGCUACCAGCGCAAACUCGACAAGCAUCACUACCCGCCAAAUAUUUAUAAGAAGCGCAAGAAGUUGAUCGAGGAACAGCGCCGUCUGGAGGCAGAAUACAAGAGAGAGGAAGAUCGUCUACUGGACGAAUUUCAGAAUGAGAGAAAGCAGGAAAAGCGCCGUCUGUCGGCGGAACUGCAACAUGAAUGGGAGUCCAGACUGAAAGAAUUAACGGAAAAAUUUGAUAAAGAAUUUGGACAAAAGAAGAAAAAGAUGAAGGACAGCGAAAGAAAGCAAAUGACGAUACACUUUGAGAACAAGAAGAGAGAGAUAGAAGUCGUCAUUCAGGAGAAAAAGAAGAAGAAGCAGGAGACGAUGACACUGAGGCUGAAGGAGAAGGAACAAAAGAAAACAGCGACGAUGGUGGCGCGACAGAGUCGUCAGAUGUUGGAAAUACUGGCUCAGAAACAGGACGAACUCAAACAGGAACUAAAGCAGGAAAUGGCCGCCGAAUCUAAAGUGGAAGGGGGAACACCUAACGGAGAGACAGAAGAAAUAGAGGAAGCGAUGGAGGCCUUGGAGAUUAUCCCUGUCGCCCCCACAGAAAUUCCCUCACCCCACCCCCCAUCCUGCAGGAAGAAAGACCUGUACGUGGACCCCUCACAGUUCAAUGACAUUGAUGAACAAACAAUUAAGGUUGCAGAGAAUGAACAGCCGACGUACACAGAUUUGGUUCAACAGCUGACAGAAAACCUGGUCACGGAUUUGGAGAAGGCCAGGGCGAUCUACCGCUGGGUUACGGUGAAAGAUUUAAAUGUGAUGGAAUUUGAGGAGAGUAUUGAGACUGACACGCCAAUGGGACUCCUCAGGGGAAUUAAAUACGGGACAGAGACGUACCACGUGCUCUUCAUGAGGCUUUGCAGUUACGCAGGUCUCCAUUGUGAGGAGAUCAAAGGACAUUCCAAAAGCGUGGGAUAUGAGCCGGGGAUGAAGAUCAAACCCGAUCAGUUCCAGAAUACUUGGAAUGCCGUGCUCAUCGACGGGGACUGGAGGCUGGUGCAGUGUAACUGGGGAGCGAGACACUUGGUGCUCAACAAAGACAAGAAGAGUAAGGACAAACCCAAACCCAAGUCAAAGGACCAGAUCCGCUAUCAGUAUGACGAGCACUACUUCCUGACAGACCCGGACGAGUUCAUCCAAGAAUUCUGGGCCGCGGAUCAAAAAUGGCAGCUUCUAGAAAGCCCCAUUACUCUAGAGGAAUUCGAAGCACUUCCGUUCGUCCGCUCUAUCUUCUUCCACUACGGCAUGAGGUUUGAGAAGAGCUUGACCGCCGUGUUAGAAACCUCAGAGAAGGGAGGGACUGAAGUCAAGAUAAAAAUCCCAGAAGAAUUCGAGAAUGAUCUGGUGUUUUAUUAUCAGAUGAGAUACGCAGACAAAGAGAAAAGACAGGAGGCAACAUACAAAGGAGCGAAUCUGGAGAGAUUCGUGUUUCAGACCAUGUUAGACAAUACCGUCAUGUUCAGUAUACACGUCCCGGCGGUGGGGGAAUAUUUCUUUGAAGUGUUUGCAAAUAAAAUUGAAGAAAGCAGUAGACUUAUAAACGCUGAGGAGACCACGGGUACAUCUAUUUCUCCCUUCAGACUAAAGUGUACAUGUAAGUUCAAAGUCGUAUGCAACUCACUUAGUGGUAAAAUGUACCCUCUUCCCGACUGUGCAUCAGGGGAAUGGGGACCGAAAAAAGCCUACCGACAUUUUGGAUUAAAGGUGCUUCAAACAAGGCCAGGGAAAUCCCCCAAAUCUCGAUCUUCACCAGAUUCUAGUGAAGGGGAUAGGAUGUCAGAUAGUGGAAGCUCUUCUGGGGACGAUCCUCCAGAAAACCCCAAGGCCGGAAUCCUGAACGUGGAUGAUACCCUCGAUAUCAAAUUGAAAAUGCCACGCCCUCUGCACGUGGUCGCUAAACUUAAGAUGAACAAUGUGGAUACAAAGACCCUGGAUACUUUUAUAUCCACAAAAGUAGAGAAAGACAUCAUUCAUAUCACGGGGACUCUUCCCCAGGUCGGACAGUACGGACUGGAUAUUUACGGACGUCCCAAAGAGGCGGGGGAAAACACCACCUUGUCUCACGCCAUGAAGUACCUCAUCAACUGCCUUAAAGUAGCAAACCCAGUAGAACUUCCUAAAACUAUAGAAAAACAGCAGUCGACAAUAAAGAAGGAAAAAUGGGGGCCGCAGCCGACAUUUGAGUCUUUGGGUAUUAAAGCAGUAAGCCCGAAAGACCCAAAGAUAACACUGACUGAUGUAAACACGUGCACGAUAGAAAUUCAGGUUCCGGAUGACGUCAUUGUAACACACCAGUUUUUCCGAGAACCAGAUACAGACGUCAAGGACAACAUCGCCAAGCUGCCAGAAAAAGGCGGGACAAUCAAGUAUCACAUAGAUCUCCCACAAACCGGAAACUACAUGCUGAGCUUGUUUGGGCGACGGAAGGAGGAGGACGAGAUGCCGAAUAUUUAUAACUACCUGAUCGUCUACAGAAAGCCGGGGGAUACAAAUGGUCCCCAGCAGAAGGAGGAGAGAAGGGGGUCAUCCAUAUUCAAAAAGGGGUUCUUCAAGAAAAGUGAGAAAAAGUAAAACUAUUUCAUCCGUCACGUGAGCAUUUACUACUACACAACAAUCAAUGAUGCUGCCAUUUAUACGAUGCAAUGAGCAUUGCUGAGCCGCGUUUGCACUUCAGAGCAACGUGUCUUGUGAAUUGAAAUUCGGUAUUAUUUUUCAUUUAUUACGAUUAUAAACAUAUAUUCGAACAUAUAUUAAUUUGUUUUUUUUUUAAAUUGUUAUAUACAUGUAUACAAAUUUGUGUAAGCGUCUUCUUUCUCUCCAAACAAAGCCAAAAACUUUGGUUUCUCUUUCACUUAACUUUGUGUCGGCUGACGGUGCCUUGCUUGACCGGCGUAAAGAACGAUAACUCGAUUUCAAAGGACGAAAGAUACUUAGUCCAGUAACUCGGUAUCAGCCGGAAGAUAUUAUAACAGCAAACCAGUGUGAUAUUAACCCUGUAAUGUGAUAUGUACUCGAUAUUAUGCUGGAUCAGACACAGACCUCUGCAUUUUUAUCAUUGUUUUCUAAACAUUUCAGGGUAGAAAUGAAACUGAAUCAUUAAUAUCAUUAAAUUCAACUCAAUAUGUCCUACCAAAUUGGUGCCAUACAUUCAGGAUCCUUAGUUUCGAAAAGAGUUUGACGAAUGGCUUGACCUUUGAUGUUUACAAAAAUGUGCUUUACUCUAUUUUAUGCUUUUCCUAACAUCCUACAAGUGCCUGAAACAGCACAUAUCGCGGAUUUUGAAUUUUUCUUUUGUUUUGUCCUUUUCGUUUAUUGUACCAAAGCGACCUAAUAUUAAUUGUGUUAUAUUUAAUAUAUUUUGUGUUAUAUAUUUCCAUUGGAAGUAAAACAUUUUUGUUUAAUCACACAGAAUAAAAGCAUUAAAAUCGUC
This is a messenger RNA of Saccostrea cuccullata (small rock oyster), 4281 nucleotides long. Its product is annotated as hillarin-like. The coding region runs from base 243 to 3422 and encodes 1059 amino acids. The record is from RefSeq and is a predicted model, not a curated record. The transcript is spliced from 8 exons. NCBI's taxonomy places the organism in Eukaryota, Metazoa, Mollusca, Bivalvia, Ostreida, Ostreidae.